AUGCAAGCGAACUUGGGCGCCAUUGCAGCUCUAGACAUGACGACGACAGCCUCGCUGACGCCUCCAGUGCUUGAGAAGCGCCCACAGAAUGUACCGUUUGGCAAAGUCCCGGGCGAAAACCGCGGCAAGCAGCCGAUGGAGCCGAUCAUCUACCUCGAAGAUCCGUACUAUUACGUCCGCGACGAUACCCGCACCAACACGGAGAUCUUGGACCACUUGAGGGCUGAAAACGCUUACACGAAGGCGGCGUUGAGUCACUUGGACAGUCUGCAGGAUGAGUUGUACAAGGAGUUGCUCAGCCACGUGCAGGAAACUGACCAGACGGCACCGUACCCCCACGGUGACUUUGUGUACUACACGCGCACGGAAGAAGGCAAGGCGUACGGCAUCCACUACCGCAAGCCUCGUCAUGAUGAUGGCGCCGAGAAAAUCUUGCUUGACGUCAACAAAUUGGCGGAAGGCCACGCGUACUGCGGCGUCCGCAGCGUCGAAGUGAGUCCUGACCACAAGUUGCUCGCGUACUCGGUGGACUUUAUGGCCUACCAAACGUACGACAUUUAUAUCAAGGAUUUAACCACCAACACCAUAAACAGGGCCGUGGAAGGGUGCGAUGGCACGAUCGUGUGGGGUCGGGACGCUGAGACGCUGUUUUAUGUGACACAGGACGCCGCCCACCGCAGCCACAAGGUGUGGUCGCAUCUGAUAGGCGCGCCGCAGUCGGAUAACACGAGUCUUUUCACCGAGGACGACGAGAUGCUCUUCGCCGAUCUGUUGAAAACCAGCUCUGGCCGGUUCCUUGUCAUUCAUUCCUCGUCCGAAGAGACCAGUGAAGUGCGCGUGCUCGAUUUGCACGACCCCCAACCGUCCUUGGCUGUCGUCGCACCACGUGUUCAGGGUGUGCAAUACACGGUCGAGCACUGGCAAAACGAGUUGUUGAUCUCGACGAAUCGAGACGGCGACGUCAACUUCAAACUGAUGUCGGUGCCACUCCAUAUCGUGUUGGACAAACAAAAGGCGGCACAAAACUCCCAAUGGACACCCGUGUUUUCUUAUGAUCCGACUGUGAAAGUGGAGUCCGUGAUCUGCUUCGAGUCGUUUUUUGUGCUCAACGGGCGCCAAGACAGCCUCACCCAGCGCUGGAUCUGCGGUAGAGACAGCAACAACUCGACGUGGCAUAGGACCCGCCUCAACAUGCCCGAAACCAUCUACUCUCUGGGCACCGCUAAAAAUGUUGAAUACGCCACGACUAAGUUCCGAUACACGUACAGCUCCCUGACGACCCCCGUGCAAACUGUGGAGUAUGACUUUAUAUCGAACAAGACGGUGAUUUUGAAGGAAACGCCGGUGCCGUACUACGAUCGUUCGUUGUACCAUAGCGAACGGGUGGAGGCUACGGCAAGCGACGGCACAACCAUUCCCAUGAGUGUGAUCUAUCGAAAGGAUAAGAAGAAAGCGGAGGGCAACCCGCAAGCGCUGCAUUUGUAUGGGUAUGGGUCGUACGAAAUGUCGGUUGAACCGAACUUCGAAGCCACGAUUUUGCCCUUUUUGGACCGCGGCGUGGUGUAUGUGAUCGCGCAUAUCCGUGGCGGCGGUGAAAACGGACGCACGUGGUAUGAAGCGGCCAAGUACCUGACCAAGAUGACAACAUUUACCGACUUUAUUGCGUGCGCUGAGCACUUGGUGGCCACCAAGGUAACGUCCCCAAGCCACAUGACGUGCGAAGGCAGUAGCGCUGGCGGGUUGCUUAUUGGGGCAGUAUUGAACAUGCGUCCGGACUUGUUUAUAGCGACGAUCGCGACAGUGCCGUUUGUCGAUGUGAUGAACAGCAUGUGCGACUCCACGAUUCCACUCACGACGAUGGAAUGGACUGACUGGGGCAACCCGAAUGAACUCGAAUAUUUCGAGUACAUGUUGCAAUAUUCACCCUACGACAAUGUGCAAGCCCAAGCGUAUCCAAACCUGCUCGUGACCAGUGGCCUCUUUGAUUCCCGCGUGGGGUAUUGGGAACCCACGAAAUGGGUGGCGAAGUUGCGUGACCUGAAGACCGACAACAACCAAGUACUGCUCAAGAUGGAUCUGGACGGUGGGCACAUGAGUGUGAGCGAACGAUACCAAUUGCUCAAAAAGAAGGCGGUGGAACUCAGUUUCCUCUUGGACCAGCUCAAGUGCCACGAAAAGUAGUUACCCACGCACAGUCCACUUUACAACGAUAUAUCAACUGUAUUCUGUUCCG
Aphanomyces astaci is the source of this 2233-nucleotide messenger RNA. RefSeq lists its product as hypothetical. Bases 1 to 2181 code for a protein of 726 amino acids. The transcript has 10 exons. The record is from RefSeq and is a predicted model, not a curated record. Gene Ontology annotation, molecular function: serine-type endopeptidase activity. Lineage: Eukaryota; Oomycota; Saprolegniomycetes; Saprolegniales; Verrucalvaceae. Gene Ontology annotation, biological process: proteolysis.